Molecule: messenger RNA, 2378 nt
Organism: Periconia digitata
Lineage: Eukaryota; Fungi; Ascomycota; Dothideomycetes; Pleosporales; Periconiaceae
Source: the annotation of a GenBank genome assembly
UCUGGGAUGCUGCUGUGAUUUUGUUCGUGGCACUUUCUCCGCUCUCCCGUGUAAACUUUUGUACAUCUACUUCCCAUUCGAUCGUGUUAUUCCAUACUUAUGUGCCAUGUAGUUUUUAGAGCCGAAGGGCGCAGCCGUAAAUAAUCUUAUUGUAUCGCCCUCUUCGUGUUGAUGGCAUCAAGUGGCCACUGAGUACUCGAAGGCCACCUGCACGGGCCACAUUCGCGCUAGUGCCUUGGCGCCACCAAAGUUGAACAUUUCAUCACUGCCGCAUUCUUGCGCCCACAUUCUUCUACACCUCAACACUAUCCCCGCCUUCCGUAGCCUUCCCCUCACCCCGCCAUCGCAUCUGAUCCGCACCGACCGUAAUCAGACUGCGAACAAUCACCAUGGCCGAUUCGUAUCGCCCGUCGAAGCGCGCGGCGCCCACCGGCUCGCUUGCCGAUCGCGUAACUUUUGGUGGUGACAGUUUCCGGCCCGGUAGAGAUGGUGCAGAGUUCACCUACUCGUCCGAUAACCGUGGCCUUCAAUUUCCACCUACCGCUCCCUCUGACGUGAAUCAGCGAGGUGCGCCGCGUAGAUUGCCCAAUCGCCCAGAUGCGCCGGGCUCCAACCGCAACUUUUCGCGUGGCGGGGGCAACUCGAGGCAAAAUCGUGGUCGAGGAGGUGCGCGCUUCAACGCUCCCCACCAACGUGCCCUACUUCAAUCCCGCGACGACACCAUUGAACACGCUGUCGGCGUCUCUAAAAGCUCCAACAAGUUCAAUCUGGACAACCUCUCCGAGGACGACUCCGAGGCUGAAAUGGAUAUCGAGUCCGACGACCAGUCCGAUGACGACGCCGGCGGCGGUCCAAGCAGCAAGCGCAACACUGCGCGCGUGCAGUCCCAAACCCGUGCGGAUGGCGACUCUGUGCCUAAGUGGUGCAAUCCAGAUCCGUACACGUCGUUGCCACCCCCAGAAGAGACUACUGGAAAGCGAGUCAAUUUUGUUAAGCUCAUUCGCAAGGCCAAGAAUGAUGCCGCUACCGAGCAGGCAGAUGGCACCAAUGCGGUCGCCGCGAACGAUGAUUUCAUCUCCUUCGGCGCAGAUGCAGACGGUAAUAACGCGGGCGACGAGGACAACGAGGAUGUCGUCUUCGUUGGAGCCAAUUCCAGCAAUCACCGACCGACGUCCGGAUCUCUGAAUGACUUAUCGCGCCCCCCACCCCCACCUCCCGCAGGUCCCAGCCAGUCAAACAAUAAGCGCAACAACAAGCGCUCUGCUGAGAGUGCCGGCCUGCCAGAUCGCCCACAAAAUCGCGAUGUUCGCCGCAGGCUGGCUGACUCACAGGUUGGCAUCGUUCCCAGCUGGCGACCCCGUUCCGACGAUUGCACUCCCUGGCUUACCGACAAUCGCUAUGCAUACUUACAGGACAAACCUAUCAUGUGGCUCCACAACGAGAUACUUGACUUCUAUGAGUGGAUCGCCCCACAACCCAAAGAGGAUGACAUACGCCGGCAGCUCGUUCAGGACAUCGAUGCCAAGUUCGACAGACGCCAGUUUGCGUACGACGGUGGAUUGGAAGCAUUCGGGUCGUACCCUACUGGGCUAUAUCUUCCGAGUGCCGACAUGGAUCUUGUGUACAGGACGCACCGGUACCGCCAAACUGGUCAACAGAUGAUCACAACAUCUACCUCCAAAUUACACAAAAUCGGUAGGGCACUCCAGGAUGCGGGCGUUGCGAAGAACCUGGUGGUCAUUGGGAAAGCAAAAGUCCCCAUCAUCAAGUUCGAAGACGCCCGGACCGGUAUACAAGUCGAUAUCUCCUUUGAGAAUUUGAGCGGCGUUGACGCUCUCUCGACUGUCAAGCGCUGGGUGCAUGAGUACCCUGAUAUGAUUUACUUGGUCUCAUUAGUCAAGCAGUUCCUCGUCAUGCGAGGGUUCAACGAGGUGAACACCGGAGGCCUAGGUGGAUUCAGUAUCAUUUGCCUGGUUGUAAGCUAUCUGCAGCAUGCACCAAGGCCUAAUGAUGUCGGCGAGGUGCUUCUCGGCUUUCUCGACCAUUACGGCAACAAGUUCGAUCUCGCGACGCAGAGGAUUGUCAUGCAACCACCAGAGAUCAAGCGCAAGGGCACGUGGGGAAUUGAUGGACGACAAGAGCGAGCUGAUGGGCUCUCCAUCCAGGAUCCUAACAAUCCACAGAACAACAUCUCUGGGGGCUCUCGCAAGGCACACGUCGUCUUCGACCUGUUUGCACAGGCUCAUGCUGAUCUAACCGAAAGGAUGCGGCAGAUAAGCGACAAGGAAAUCUCCGUCAACAGUAUCCUGGAGCCGGUCUUUGGCGGUGACUACCGUGCCUAUGAUACUAUUCGCGAUCACUUGAGAAGGCUGUCGUAA